AUGGGUGCAACAUCUGUUAUUAUUGCUCAUGGAGGAACUUGGGUUAACAAUGUUUAUGAGGGUGGACGGAGGGAAUAUAUGCCUACACCGUCUAAUGGUAUAAGAUUCAUUGAUCUACUUGGUAAGAUUGAACUUCGUUUAAUGAAAAAUAGGACUGUCUAUAUGUAUGAGAUUGAUGCAUUGUUUCAGUCUCCUGGAUGUGAGGUGAUGAGGAUGAAGAUUACUGAUGAUUUUGAACUGUCACAUUUGUUGAAUUCUGUUCAAAUGCCGAUUUUACAUGUGACUGUUUCUCUUAGAAGUAAUGAUUUGGUGAAGCAUGUUUUACAUAAUCCUGUUGUUGAAGUUUCAGCUUCUAGUAAUUUUAAUUCUAGUGACAAUCAGAUGGAUGGUCUUGAGAAUGGUUGUGAAGUUGCUGAUGACGUUGAUGAGGAGGAUGAAGGUGAUGAUGGUUUAGUUGGGCAAAGUGAUUAUGGGUCUGAUGAUGAUGAGGAUUUUGAUGACUGUUGUGGUGCUGCUUAUCAAGCUUCGGUCCCUUUUCAAGAACUAGGCAUAGAGGAGGAUGAUUCGAGCAGCGAUACAUUCUCUGUUGGUGGUAUUUUUAAAAACAAGGAUAAGAUGGUUGUAGCUUGUGGUGUUUAUCAUCUUAUUAACCAUGCAUCGUUUACUAUAGUUCGUUCCUCACUGUCCAGAUACUAUGUUGUUUGCAAAUUUGGAGGUGGUUGCCUGUUUGUUCUUCGUGGGAAGGCAUUGGGAAAAAUGUGGACUAUUACUGAAUUUGUUCCUCAUGACUGUGCAAUUGACCUGAGGUACCAUGCUGCCCCAAAAGUGUCUUCUAAGGUGUUGGCAUCGUAUUUCCUUCCGGAUGUGAUGGCUAAAGGUGUUACCCUUACACCAAGAACUAUUCAGGCAUUGUUACAACAUAAAUAUGGUAUUUCUGUCAUGUAUAGCACUGCACUUGCUGGGAGGAACUUGGCUUUGAAGAUGACCUAUGGUGACUCGGAUACUUCCUUUCACAUCAUGCCGAAGUACCUACACAUGCUACAGCAGGUAAAUCCUGGUUCCGUGGUAGAUGUACAGACUAAUGAAAAUAAUGUGUUCGAGUAUGCUUUUAUUGCUCUUUCUGCUUGUAUUAGAGCCUUUAAGUCGUGUCGUCCUAUGAUAGUUAUUGAUGGCACUCAUUUGAAGGGCAAAUACAAAGGUAUCUUGUUUGUUGUUGUUGCAAAAGAUUCAAAUGAACAGAUAUUGCCUUUAGCUUUUGGGAUUGCGGAUAAAAAGCGUGAUGCAUCAUGGAUUUGGUUUCUUAAGCGGCUACGGCAUACUUUUGGUGUCCGUGAUGAGUUACUGUUUAUUUCUGAUCAGCAUGUGAGUAUCAGAAAAGCAAUAGAGCAUGUCUUUCUAGGAACGCCGCAGGUACUUUGUUCCUUUCACAUACAGAGCAAUCUAAAGUAUUGGGGAAGUCAUGUUGUUACUCUUUUCAAAUUAGCUGCAAGGGCGUACAAGAUUGAGGAUUUUGAGCAAUAUAUGGAGAAUUUGAAAUCUGUUAAACCUUGUGCAUAUGAGAAAAGGUUGCCUGUUUGCACCCUUUUGGAGACUAUCCGAUCAAGGGUUGGAACUUGGUUCUAUAAACGACGGGUUCUUGCUAUGGAAAGACCUCUCGAGUUGACAGAUUGGGCAUCUAUGAGAUUGGCUAAAUCAGUUGAUUUGGGAUUGAGGAUGUCUGUCCAGCCAAUCAAUCCAACAAAGUUUGAGGUUACAUCUGAUAACAAGAGUUAUGUUGUUGAUCUUAGUAGUCACACAUGCACGUGUCUUGUGUUCCAGUUCCAAAUGAUACCAUGUCCUCAUGCUGCAGCUGCAAUAGGAAAGGUGAACCAGAACCCGUCGUCUUAUGUGAAUGAUUACUUUUCAACUGCUACUCUCCGUGAAAUAUAUUCUGGCGAGGUGAUGCCACUACCGAAUCCUGAAGAUUGGUGUAUUCCCGAGGAUAUUGCUUCGAGGGUUGUGCUAACACCAGGGGAUGUUCAACAAUCUGGGAGGCCGCGUGAGAAGAGGAUUAAGAGUGGUGGUUCCAGCUCAUCGAGUCGUCGUGUUUGUUCUCGAUGCCAUGAGGAAGGACAUUAUCAAUCUACGUGCACUAUAGUCAUGCAACUUACAGUGCAGGAAGAAGUCAGCAACAAUGAGUCAUGUGUUAGUGUUUCUAUCAGAUGCUUGCAAGUGCCAAGUGGGCCAUUUUACUAUGUAUUUUUGAUUUCCGAAGACACUUAUGGCACUAUUAGUGCCAUAAGUGCCAAGAGAGCCAUUUGA
Messenger RNA from Salvia miltiorrhiza (redroot sage), 2301 nucleotides. RefSeq lists its product as uncharacterized. Gene Ontology annotation, molecular function: zinc ion binding. The record is from RefSeq and is a predicted model, not a curated record. Lineage: Eukaryota; Viridiplantae; Streptophyta; Magnoliopsida; Lamiales; Lamiaceae. The transcript is spliced from 5 exons. Bases 1 to 2301 code for a protein of 766 amino acids.